AACAAUUUGUCGAAGUGGAGUACUCGCAAAAAAAUAUGAAUCAAAAGCAUGGUGGUUAGAGCUCUUGUCGUAACGCUAGCUUAAUUAUACUGUACCUUCCUUGCCGCUUUUCAUAUUUUCGUACUGCUGAAAACGAUAUGGCUGCUGUUAACAUAGUGAACUCCAGUGCGGCUUUCGACCUUAGUCCAGUUAUAAACAAUGUAUCGCUCAGUCUGUACGGUGCCGCCUCGUCUGUGCAUCCAGAGGGGAAUUUCUUGUUGUCCCCUAUUAGUAUUUUGUAUUCGGCUGUAUUGAUAUAUUUGGGUGCCCGUGGGUCCAGCCGAGACAACCUGUAUUCGGCGCUGGACUUUCAAGAGUUCUCCCAGUCUGGCUCCGACGAAGAUAUUGCCGGAGCCUUCGGUCAGCUAAUGAACAGCUUGAAAUUGACGACUGAGAAAUCAGCUGCAAAAAUUACAUCCGAAUGGCAUGGUGAUACCGGUAAUCCAGCAUACCGGUUUCAGUUAGCGUUAGCGAACGGAGUUUUCCUCCGAGAUGGUCUUAAAACCGACAGAAACUAUUUGGCGUUGGUUAACCAAAAUCUGAAGGCAGCGAUUGUUACGAAAGACUUUGCCCACCAUCUCGACCAAGCUCGCAAGGAUAUCAAUAAGUGGACAGCAGAACGCACUGGAGGUCACAUCAAGGACCUUCUUCCACCCCGUGCCAUCGAUGGGAACACGGUUGCCGUUCUUGCCAACGCUAUUUACUUCAAGAGCCGCUGGGAACGAAUAUUCAAUGAAGAGUACACUAAAAAGAAUGCCACUUUCCAUUUGCUGAAUGGCGAGACGACCACCGUGCAGAUGAUGCACAUGCCCAAGCCGCGCCGUUCUUGGAAUUAUGCAGAAGACAGCGACCUCGACAUCCAGUACGUCGAAAUUCCGUACUACGAAAGAGAAGCGUCCCUGCUCGUAUUCCUGCCGAAGCAGAUGACGGGUUUACGCGAUCUUGAGAAAAACCUCACAGCACAGGCCAUCCGGAAGCUUGCCGUGAAAGCUGAGGAGGAUGACGGUAGAAUGGUGCUCCUGAGUCUGCCCAAAUUCAAAGUGGAAAGCAGUUUCGACAUGGUGAAUCUACUGAAAGGAAUUGGAGUGAACGAUAUUUUUACAGAGGCUGCCGAUUUAAAGGGGAUGGUACCCAGUGGGCAGAUUUUCGUUGACAAGGCCUUUCACAAGACCGUAAUUGAUCUCAACGAGAAAGGAACCGAAGCAGCCGGUGCCAGUGGAUCGCUUAUGACGACACGCAGUGGAGUGAUUGAUCCUGUGGAUUUCAUUGCAGACCAUCCAUUUAUGUAUGCCAUCCGUCAUAACCCUUCGAAAACGAUACUCUUCAUUGGUCGCAUAGAAAAAUGAACAGUAUUGUGAUAAGUAAAUUAUAAGUUAAGUCAUUCGUGGGCAGUGUUGGCUCGAUGUGCGAAUAUCUUGAAAAAGCGCGCGUUUUUAGUGUGGUUCUACAUACCUAUAUACUGUAUAAGCAAGCAACAGCUGAGCAUCUUCUAUAGAAGAACUACUAGCUAAACGGUUAGACGGGUCCCAUUCUAAUACAGACAUCUGAAGCAAAAUUCUGACGAGGGACUGCUCGCAAUAUUUUGGGAACAGUAUCUUCCCGUGUAAAUUGAAAUGGAUAUCUCAUUAAGCUGGUGUUUCUGCAUAAUGCAAGUAUAGACUUCGUAAGCG
Molecule: messenger RNA, 1709 nt
Organism: Paramacrobiotus metropolitanus
Lineage: Eukaryota; Metazoa; Tardigrada; Eutardigrada; Parachela; Macrobiotidae
Product: leukocyte elastase inhibitor-like
Exons: 3
Coding region: 138-1385 (415 amino acids)
Molecular function (GO): serine-type endopeptidase inhibitor activity
Source: RefSeq, a predicted model, not a curated record